Microplitis mediator is the source of this 1314-nucleotide messenger RNA. RefSeq names its product putative ankyrin repeat protein RF_0381. Bases 1 to 1314 code for a protein of 437 amino acids. The record is from RefSeq and is a predicted model, not a curated record. Gene Ontology annotation, molecular function: protein binding. The transcript is spliced from 2 exons. NCBI's taxonomy places the organism in Eukaryota, Metazoa, Arthropoda, Insecta, Hymenoptera, Braconidae.
AUGGAAUUAAGCCAUUCAAAGUUUACCUACGAAUACGUUUCCAACUCGAUAGAACAAGGUGUGAUCGAAGAUAUCAAUGCAGUGUUUCCAGUCUUGGGUGAUUCAACGUUAAUUCACAUAGCAACUUUCAAUAAUGAUCAAAAAUUAGUGGACUAUCUGCUCCGCAAAGGAGCUGAUAUAAAUUCAAAAAGUCAAUGCUGGGGUACAGUUGUUAAUAUUGCUGUUAUACUGAAUAAGCUGACAAUAGUUCAAACUCUAAUAAGCUUUGGAGCAGACUUUAGUAAUAUUAAUCAUCAAAUUGACUUCUCUGCAUUUAAACGUUUCCUAAACGCAGUUUGCAACUAUUUUAAAGAAAUUCCUGAGGUAUUACAUUUAAACGAUAUGUAUAAGGAUUUGGAAUUUGUUUUUACAUACUAUGAAGUUGCCGCUCAACCAUUAAAUAUCGCUAUUCAUGGAGGUUAUGUAAAAAUGGUAGAGCUACUUUUAGAAAAUAAUGCUGAUCCGAAUCCUGAUCCUGAUCGUUAUGGAUCACCACUAAUAUUUGCUUCUUCGGCAACAAAUAGAAAUUUACAAAUUAUAAAACUUCUUCUGGCCUACGGUUCAGAUGUUAAUUAUUGUUAUAAAAAUCGUAGAGAAACUCCUCUACAUAUUGUUGUCCAAGAGCAAAACUCGGAAGGAGUAAAAUUGUUCUUAAAUCAUGAUAUGAUUGAUAUAAAUAAAGUGACAAAAUAUAAAGAAUCAGCACUUCAUUACGGAAUUGAACAUAUGGCUAACGAUGAUAUCAUAAGGCAACUUUUUAAUGCUGGUAUUGAUAUUAAUUUAAAAAAUAGUGGUGGUGAAACAGCAUUUAAUAUUAAAAGUCGAAAUAAUUCAAAAAAAGUUGAUGAUGCAAUUACGGAACAUAUUGCGAAAUGUAGUGCGGCGAAUUUUUACGUCAGUGAAGAAAAUUUAGCAGUCGCAAAUAGUGGAAAAUUUGGCGAAUUACGCGACCAGUGCCUAAUCGAAAUUGAAAAAAUGAAGAUAACAUUUGUUGGUACAAGUUAUGUAACUUAUCAUUGCGUGUUGUAUAAUAAAUGUGUACACAAAUUAGCUUUACGUUUGAAAUAUGUCAGUGAUAGUACUAUUUCAAAUUUGGACAUUGAAUCUAUUUUUCCACUUUAUGGUGGAAUGAUGACUUACCGCUUAAAAAAAGCAUUAAGAAGAAAAAAAUUCUUAUUCAAUGCUAUUGAGUUAACUAAUGAUAUUUUCCAAGAACUGCAACUCCCAAGUACAGAUGAUCCUGACGAUGGCGAUGGCAGAAGACCAAUACCCUGA